GCCCGCAGCGGCCAGGGCCAUGGGCACUCCGGCCUCAGUGGCGAGCGACUCUCCGGGACGGGCGGCGCCCGCAGCCCGCGCCCGUAAGCGCGCCUCGGCCAACAUCUUCCAGGGCGUGGGGCUACGAGAGCUGCGGAGUCUGUUCCGGAGCGGCGGGGCCGAGCGGCCCGAGGAGCGCGCCCGCCUUGUCUGGCGGUACGCGGGCCAGCGGCGCAUGGCUCGGGCCCUGCGGCGGCUUCGGCGACGGCGACCGGCCCAGCCCGGCGGCGGGAUGACGGCGCUACGGCGCUUCGAACACCUUCGGAUCGCGGAGAAGCUGGAGUGUAACUGCGGGGGAGAGACAGGCUCGGGAUCCAUGUAGCAGCGCUGAGAAGCUGGGCCGUGGAGAGCAGCUCUCCAAGGACCCUAAGUGUACUGGGCAGGGUGCAAUGAAUGGUUAAUAAAGGGUGGACAGUG
This is a messenger RNA of Sturnus vulgaris (Common starling), 456 nucleotides long. RefSeq names its product arginine vasopressin induced 1 (gene AVPI1). NCBI's taxonomy places the organism in Eukaryota, Metazoa, Chordata, Aves, Passeriformes, Sturnidae. The record is from RefSeq and is a predicted model, not a curated record.